AUGCCCAUUUCGCUUGAGCUCGAGUCAGUGGGCUCGACUUCUCCAUCCCGCGCGGGCAGUGCGAUAUCUUCUGCUGGCUCGUCCUGGGAGCUGGUGGGCUCUGAGUGCGGGGAGCUCCCUUUGUUCCUUGCUGGGCAGGCGCCGUGCCUGCCAGAGGGCGGGGGUCGAAUCCUCGCGACGGCGCGGUGCGGCGGGCCGCUCCUGGUGUUCCUCUGGACGCUCGUGACCGUGGUCCGUGAUCCGCCGAGUCCCGAAGAGGAUCCGCUGGAGGGUGAGGAUUUCACGCCGGAGCGGGUGAUGCCAGUGGAGGUAUGGAGCCGACGCUACUACCGCCGGAGCGCGACGGAUGGCCAGGAGAUCUUCUUAGUUCGACGGAAGACGGGGAAUUGCUGGGCGGUUUUGCUGCCAGAUCUUUCCAUGGGUACCAUCACGAUCACUGCGAAGACGACGGUCUUCUCCGAUCCCGUGCCCGGGAUCCGCUGGCAGGCGCUGCCGGCUCUCACGCAGGUGCAGAAGAACAGUUUCACGCAGCAAGCUACGGACGGGCUGCGAGCGGGUACUAUUCCAGCCCUGGAGUUGUAUCGACCGGGCCGUCAGGCCCAGCAGGCCGUCGCCAUCAACGUGGUCUAUGCGAUGGCCAGCUCGGCACGCUCGUCAUUGCGUACGCUGCGGUGGGCCUUGCGCUCGCCGUACCGUGUGCUGGGGCUGCUGGCGCUGGGUUUCGUGCUGUUCGAAGCUCUGAAGUACCUGGGGGUGGUGGAUAUGAUCGUGGAGACUUGGCUCGCGUUCGUGAGCUGGAUGGUGGCCUGUCGGGACGCGCUCAUCGAGUCGUCCGAGACGAUCCAGGAAUGGGUGUCCUACGGAGGCGAGUGGGUGGACUGGGCUCGGAAGCUCAUGCCGCUGCGUCGCUGGGCUGCUUUACUGUUAGCGCUCAUCCUGCUCAUGUUCUGGGGUGCCCACGAGAUGCAGGAAGGGGAGGAGCCUGCUCUCGUGGCCCAGUUGGACGACUUAGCCGAGUCUCAGAGGGCGAUGGCCGCGGAGUUGAACGAGAUCAGGAUUGCCGAGCGGGCUCGGGAGCUGAGGCGGUCGGCAAUGGUGUCAUCGAGCGCGGACCGUGGUGCCGAAGUGGCGGCCGCCAACCAGCUGCAGAUCCAGUCGAUGCUGAGCCGGCUCGACGAGUUCGAGGCGCGCCUGCAAGGAGGUGCGGUGGCGGGAUCUUCUGCGGCAGCGGCGGGACCCUCUCCUGCUACGCCUGUGGGCCCAGGGGACGGCCCCACAUCGCCGGCCCGCGGGGACGCGACGGUGCCCAUGGAGACUCCCGACAAGCGUGCUGCUACAGAGCCCGCCGAGGCGGUGUCCUUGGCUAUCAAGCGGAUGAGGUUCAAGGCUCAGAUGCCGCAGCAGGUCUUCCUGGAGCAGCUGGAGGACUUCAAGGAGUGCCCGGCCUCGGAGUGGGCCACGAAGAUGCCGGAAGGCUACAGGGAGAGGAUCGCGCCGGACGUGCUCUCGGAGGUCUACUCGACCGGGAAGACGGCGGAGGCUUGGGCGAGGGACUACAUCAGGGAUCGUGGUCUCACCGAUUGCAACACCGCGCGGGAGAUGAUUGCGACCUUCGCGGCCGUGGACACGAUGCUCAUGACGGACCGCCAGAAGGGGCUCUUGAACCAGGUGAGCUUCGAGAGGCUGGUCCGCAAGGGGUACGCGUUGGUGAGGGCCUACCGCAAUGUGCACUGCCGGGACGACUGGAGCAGGCCCAAGGACGCCAAGAACUGGAAGUCCAAGGUCGACUGGGAGGCGGCGCGUCGCUUGGACCCGCAGCUGGCCGACGAGAGCACGAUCAGGGUCAUGAGUGCCGAGGAAGAGGUGAAGAAGGCAAUGGGUCGAGAUGCGCAGCUGAUCAAGGCACGCACGGACCUGGACGGCGGGUGUGCGAGCCCGCCGUGA
Prorocentrum cordatum is the source of this 1944-nucleotide messenger RNA. NCBI's taxonomy places the organism in Eukaryota, Dinophyceae, Prorocentrales, Prorocentraceae. The record is from the annotation of a GenBank genome assembly.